Molecule: messenger RNA, 1892 nt
Organism: Daldinia loculata
Lineage: Eukaryota; Fungi; Ascomycota; Sordariomycetes; Xylariales; Hypoxylaceae
Exons: 4
Coding region: 154-1614 (486 amino acids)
Source: RefSeq, a predicted model, not a curated record
AGUUCUGGGAACUAUUCUUUUUUAUUUUUCGAUUUAUUCCAACGUUCUUUACUUUACGCUUCGGCAUAAUAUUCUUACCAGGCAGGGCCUUUUUUAUAGACUUUACGAAUCUCUGUAGUUACGAACAAUCGUUAAUACCCCAAAUCCGACAAUAUGAAGGUUGAAACUAGUGCUGCUUUAUUCGCUCUCUUGAGUGUGGCAUCUGCCCGCCCUGAUGCCGUGAAGAUAUUCAGGAAGACCCACACUCCUAUUGGCGCAUCUGCCAAGUUCAGGCGUGAGGUUCCUCAGGAGCAUUCCCACGAGAAGUUCCUUAAGGGUGUUGGCCUGGCCUUGAACUUGAACAAUGUUGACCAGGUCCAAGACCCUGUAUUUGCUCUACUUGGAAACAAGGCCGCCGCUCAGGGUGCUGGCCAGGUUCAGGACUUGGACUGCCUCCAACAGCGAGUUGCCGACCAGGCUUUCACCAACGCCAAGGCUGCCAACGACGUCGAGGGCAUGACUAACGCGCUGAUCUUCCGUGCUCUUGAAAGGAACACUGGCUCAGUCGGUCUGGCCUCCGUUCUGUGCACCGAAACCGCAAAGAACCCUGAGAUUGCUGCUAUCCAGCAGCAUCAGGACCCCGCCUCUUCAGGCGCUGCUGCUCUAAACAAGCAGAUCACCCUCGACCUAGCUGUCCAGCUUGCCUCUAUCGGCGCUGAUCCCCAGCUCGCUCUCCAGUCGGGAACCUUUGCUCCCGGUCAGGCCGGAGAUCAGACCGGUGCUGGUAACACUUGCGACGUCGCGGACGACGCUGAGGGUUGUAUCUUUACCCAGAACCUCCUUGUCGAGGAUGCUACUGCAGCUGAGAUCGAUGCUGCCGUCGCUGCGGGUGGUGGCAACGCCAACGCUGGUAACAACAAUGCUAAUGCUGGCAACGCCGCUGACGAUGCCGCUGAUGAUGGAUGUGAGGCUGAUGACGGCACCGCCGAUAAUUCUAACAAUGCCGACGAUUCCGCAGAUGAUGGAUGCGAGGCUGAUGAUACUUCAAACAAUGAUGCCAGCAACAACAACAACAGCAGCAACGGAGGUACCGCUACAGCCGGUGUCAACGUCAACGCCUUCACCGGCACCGUCGGCUCCGCCCCCGUCCCCGUAAUCAGCUCCACAGCCGACAAGCCCUUCUCCGUCAACGGCAACGACUUCCUCAACCUAGGCGCCGCCAUCCAGCGCGCCUGCGACGUGCAAAAGAACGCGUGCGCCAACGCGGCCAACGGCGGCGACAAGACCAUCAGCGUAGCCGACUGCGACGCCCAGCAGCAGCAGUGCGUGGCCCAGAACGGCAAGAAGCGCCGCCAGUCCGUCGACACGGGAUCCUGCGGAUCCCCCGCCAUCUCCUUCGGACAGCAGCAAGACCGCGGCGACGAGGAUGCGUUCGCGCCGGUCAACAGCGCCGACUUCAACCACGGGUCCGCUCUCAAGCCCGCUGUUAUCACGGGCUUCAUCUGCAGCCAGCUCCAGAGCAAGUGUGGCGCUUCGGCCGCGACUGUUGCCCAGUGUCAGGAGGGUGCGCAGGCGGCGGAUUCGUUAAGCGGACAGGCUGCUGCUGAUGCGUUUAAUGCUGCGUUGGGUGCUUAAGAGGAUUGGGGACGAUGAAGAGAGAGAGGAGAGUCUGUUUUUGGUAAUAUAGGGGGUUUUAUGAUGGGUCAUAUAUAUGAGGAUGAGCGCUUUCAAUUCAAUGUGAUGUCUGUUUCGUGAUGAAUAUUUUGGAAUUUGGAUGUGGUAUGUGAUAUGUGAUAUGUGAGGAGUGAAUGAUGUGUGAAAUGUUGAAAUCUUUACUUCUAUGAGUUGCUCAAUGCUCAGUAAGAGUGAUUACAUUUACUCUUCUAUAAAAUACUUCCCUGUGUUACUCAGAC